Messenger RNA from Ornithodoros turicata, 4012 nucleotides. RefSeq names its product E3 ubiquitin-protein ligase TRIM33-like. Gene Ontology annotation, cellular component: chromatin. The coding region runs from base 170 to 3784 and encodes 1204 amino acids. Gene Ontology annotation, molecular function: zinc ion binding; protein binding. NCBI's taxonomy places the organism in Eukaryota, Metazoa, Arthropoda, Arachnida, Ixodida, Argasidae. The record is from RefSeq and is a predicted model, not a curated record. The transcript is spliced from 18 exons.
GCUACGCUUCCAAACUGAUCGUUGGUGUUGAUGGACUUGGCGGGCAAGCUUAGCGGAGGUGUGUUCGUUGUUAGUGUAUUCGUCCUGUGUCGCCGCGCGUUGUGACUUUUGCUAAAUAGUAUUUUCACAUUUGUGGCGGUAAAGUUAAUCGUUUAGUCUAAAUGCGCCGAUGGAGUCUAGUGACGGGGCACAGACAACGACGGAACAGGUGACCGGUAACCCGACGGGGGAUGCCGGCUUGGACACGAAAUGUGUAUUCUGCAAGCAGGACGUUUCUGAAACUAGUGAACCGCAGCUUCUGCCAUGUCUUCACACAGCUUGCAAGCUAUGCAUACCAAGAGACCCUACCGUUCGUUGCUCGGAAUGCCAGCAAGAGAUCAACAGUUCCGACAUCAUCAGCCACUUGUUCCUGGUGGAGCAGUUAGCCAACAACAGCACUGAAGCCAAGAGCGAGAGCAAAGCCUACAAUUGCACCAGUUGCGAAGACAGUGCUUCUGCUACCGGCUUCUGCACCGACUGCCAGGACUGGCUCUGCGACGCGUGCAUCCAGGCGCAUCAGCGGGUACGAGUCACCAAAGAUCAUGUCAUCCGCACGAAGGACGAGCUCGAAGGCGAGAAGCCCACGACGCUGGGACAGAAGUACAUGUAUUGCGAGACACAUAAGCAGGAACAACUGAAGUUGUACUGCGAGAGUUGCGACAAGCUGACUUGCCGUGACUGCCAGCUCCAAGAGCACAAGGACCACAAGUACCAGUUCCUAUCGUCUGCGUGCGAGCAGCACAAGAUUUAUCUCAAUACCUUGCUGGCCAAGAUCAGAGAAAAGCAGUCGUACAUUGAAGGUGCAAGGAAUCUGGUCACCAAACGGCACCAUGAAAUCACGCAACACGAGCAGAAGGUCACAAGUGACAUCAAAAUGUUUGCAGUCAGAUUCAUUACGGAAAUCAACAAGCGGGGAAAGCUCCUGCUGCAAGAACUCAAUGACAUCUGCAACAAGAAGAAGAUGCAGCUGUCUUCUAAAAACGAAGAGCUAAUGUCUCUCUCAUUAAAGCUAGGCCAGUGCCACAAGUUUGCCGAAGCAGCCAUCAACCGCGGAAGUGAUGUGGCGUUGGUGUUUAGCAAAAAGGCGAUAUGUAAUCAGGCUGCCCAUGUCAUCCGACAGAUGCGGACGGUCCUCAAGACACGAUGCGAGAUUCCUAACCCACAACACGUGGUGGACAUCCGGUUCCUGUACGAAGCCGACUUCCUCACGAACCACAUAGCCAACCUGGGUUGCAUCACUGUGGACCAGCAACCAGUCGUCGGCACACCACCGUGGGCCAAGACGUCCCCGCUUGGCCCUGGUCACCCUGCUCCUCCUAACCAGCAUGCCCCUCCCAGUCAGCCAAUACCCAACUCUAGGUCCAUGCCGGACUCUGUGCCGUCUUCCACAUCGGGCCAGCAGUCCGCGCCGAGGUACCACCCCCAAGCUGAGAGCUUCCACCCGUUGUUGCACCCUUCUGCUACUUCUAUGGGACACUAUCACUUUGCGCAACGACAGGGACCCAUCCCGCCACCCCCAUUACACGCGAUGGGACAGCAGCGGCCCAACUACGGUGCACCUCCGCCCUAUAGUAAUUAUGGACCCCCCCAGCUGCGCCACUUGCUCAACCAGGCCCCAAUUAACCAAAGAGGUGGUGUUCAGCAGGCCGGAAUGUCUCCCCUGAGCCACCUAGCUCGCAUGCCGGGACCCGGGAUGAGUCCGCAGCAGCAGUCUAUGCAGUUCUCAAGCCAGCAAAAACAAGUAGCGCAGCACAUGAUGCAAAGAGGAGUUCCGAACUCAAGGCAGCAGGUCUUGUCUGCACAGCAAACAAUGGCAGCUCAGAUGCAUAUGAAGCAACAACAGCUACAGCAGCAGCAACACCAUCAACAGCAGCAACAGCAACAGCAUCAGCAGCAACAGCAACAACAGCAACAACAUCAGCAGCAACAGCAGCAACAACAGCAACAGCAGCAGCAGCAGCAACAUCAACAGCACUUACAGCAAAUUAAUUCGACGAGCAUGCCAAUUUCAAUUAACUCAUCGAUAACCAUAUCUCCUAUAAGUGCUGAUAAACCUAGGCAAUCUUCAAAUGGCAGCCUGCCACGGCCCCCACCACUUUCAGCUGGCACCAGUAUGCAAAUCAUUCCCCAGAGUGUAGGCAACAGCAACUCACAAGCCUCAAAAGCACAAGUCAUAGUGCUGGAUUCUGCAAGUGCUCGUGCAGCAGCAGCUCUACAGCAGCAACGAAGGGCAGCGUCGGGGAGUCCGCGGGAUGGCACGCCGCCUUCUGCCACGAGGUUGCCCGCCCACAUGAUUGGAAGCAGCAGCUCUGGCUCUCCACGGCUGUCAGAUGCAACAGCUACUUUAGAAAGGAACAGCUCGAUCACAAUAACCCCGGUGGCACCUGCACAACCGUCCUCGUCCUCGUCAACGGUGGCGUCAUCGUCGUCAUCACCAUCACUGUCCGUGGUGAAAAUUAAGGAAGAGCCAAAAUCCCCCGGGGAGUCCGAGUUUCCGUCAUGCAGCGGAGAUGUGCGCACAAGCGGAAACAGUCGGGCCAGCCCCCCUGAGUCAGCCGCUGGUGCAGCCUCUCGGUCGCUGAACGACUUUGCGAGUCGGUCAAUUGGCAACUUGCUGCAGUCUUCUACAUCGAAAGAACAAGAUAAGGGAGCACAGCAGCAGGGUGGUCACCCCCAGGCUGACAGCAGCUGCAGCCCCAGGCUGUCCACGGCUGAGAUGGCCCCCAGCGGUCCUUCUCGCACGGCAACAUCUGGUAGCAACGGUGCUUCCAGUGCCCAAGUCCAGGACUGUUUUCAGGACCUCUCAACCCUGGAAGAGCUGCUCAGGAUCGGAGACAAGGGUUUUCCCCUCAUGCCACCACGUUCUGGGAAAGGGAGCUCUCCCCCUUCCUCGUCGCGUGAAUCGAAAACCACCCCUUCCCCACCGACCGGCGUGUCUUCUGCUUCCGGGCCAAGUAUGACAAAUGGCAGCGGGCUGGACGAGAACAUCUCCGGUCCCAAGAUUGUCGAGGCUCACAGCCUGCAGAACACUGACCCCAACGAAGACUGGUGCUCGGUGUGCCACGACGGCGGGGAGCUGCUGUGCUGCGGGUCGUGUCCUCGAGUUUAUCAUUUGCAGUGUCACGUGCCUUCCCUCAACGCAACGCCCAGCGAAGACUGGACUUGCUUGCUGUGUCUGGAUGUCCUGAAGUGCAAUAUUCCGCGGGAGUCGGCGGGUUCCAAGCGAAAGACUCCCGUCGGGCUCAGCGGAAGAGAGCUACUAACAUGCGAGAGGAUCUUAUUGGAACUGUUCUGCCACCCAUUGAGCGUACCGUUCCACAUCCCUGUUAGUCGAACGGUGAGUAAGGAUAGCACAUCAGCACGUCAUGUGCCAAAUUACUACAAAGUCAUCACGAGGCCCAUGGAUCUGACGACGAUAAAACAGAAGCUCUCUCCGUCGCACUUCAACCACUACGAAGAUGUGCAAGAAUACCUGGCCGACAUGAAGCUCAUCUUCAAGAAUUGCUACACAUUUAAUCAUAAGGACUCUCAGGUAUGCCAGCAGGCAAGGACACUCGAGAAGGCAUUCGACGCUCUUGUGCAGCAGUUUCUGCCGGAACAUUUCGCCGAUCUUAAGGAUGCACAGCCAGAUCCUAAUGCCCACUAUGACUCUGACCCAGACAAGGCAGCCGCCAACAAGAAGCCAAAGACUGCAAGUCCUCCUCCCGUAUCCAACUCUCCAGAUGAUCCUGUCAUUCUAUCCUGAUCUUCCACCAUGGAAUUUGUUCAGCGACCGAGCGGCAUCAUCAACAGUGUGGUGCACAGACUAAUCGAGACAGGAGCUUAUUUAUUUCCCUAUCACGCGGAGCAUUACCCAAAUGGCAUCAUCAUUAUGUGCGUCUUCCCAUGUGUUGUGUGUGUGUGUGUGUGUUCCAUCAUUUUUGGUUGUGUCAUAUCAUCUAGAGGGCUCCAGAAUAAAAGCUUUUUUUUUGUC